CUUGGCCGACGUUUGAGCACCUCAGUGCCAUUGAUAGAUCUGACCGCUUGGAGGCGCCCGGCUCAUACUCUGAAUCCCGCGGAGGGCGAAGUGGAGGCUGGAACUGAAAGUGGGCUUGAGAAAGAAAUCUCUCCCCUGAAAUGUUUACCCUGACGUCAGUUUGCAGAACUAGCUCUGCCCUGUCUCCUUCACUGUCUCCGAAACUCCACUCAGUCAGAUUUUUUGGGGGGGACUAAAUGGGCUCCGCUCUGCCUGCGCUGCCGGAUCGCACCAAGUAAAUGAAAUGAUUUCUUCUGCACAUUUAAAGUGGACUAAAUCAUCUACACGAUGAACACCUGCGCCUUUCUCUUGAUUUUGACUGUUCAGAUCUACGCCGAUGGCAUCGAGGGGCCAACAGCUGCUGGCUGCACGUUCGAAGAGGAUUCAGACCCUAAUCUGUGUGACUUCACCCAAGGAGAGGAGGAUGACUUUGACUGGCUGUUGUUUAGGACACAGAGUUCACCUUCUGCCAACUCUGACCUGCUGAAGGGGUCCUAUAUGCUGGUGAACUCCUCCCAGCAUGCCGUGGGUCAUCGUGCUCAGCUGCUGCUUCAGACACUGAGUGAAAAUGACACGCACUGCGUCCAGUUCAGCUACUUCCUGUAUAGCCGUGAUGGCCACAGUCCCGGGGCUCUACGGGCAUACGUGCGUGUCAACGGCGGCCCGCUCGGCAGUCCAGUGUGGAACACGUCGGGGUCUCAUGGCAAACAGUGGCAUCAGGUUGAGCUGGCUGUCAGCACCUUCUGGCCGAACGAAUACCAGGUGCUGAUUGAGGCAACGGUUUCGAGGGAGCGGCGAGGCUACAUUGCCAUAGAUGACAUCAUGGUGCUCAACUAUCCUUGCUAUAAGGCGCCACACUUCUCCAGGCUAGGAGAUGAGGAGGUCAAUGCUGGGCAAAAUGCCACUUUCCAGUGUGUUGCUGCUGGAAGGGCAUCAGAGGCUGAGAAGUUCCUGUUGGAGAGACACAAUGGGGACAUUUUAACAAUGGCGUCAGUCAAGCACCUGAGCCAUCGGCGCUUUGUGGUGUCCUUCCAGCUCGACAGCGUACAGCGAACUGAUCAAGACCUUUACCGCUGCGUCACUCAGUCCCCCAGAGGCUCCGGAGUCUCAAACUUUGCUGAACUCGUUGUCAAAGUACCCCCAUCCCCCAUUGCACCGCCUCAGCUUCUGCGUGCCGGCUCCACUUACCUGAUCAUCCAGCUCAACACCAACUCUAUCCUGGGAGAUGGCCCUAUUAUCAGGAAGGAGAUUGAGUACCGUGCCAGCCAGUCUCCAUGGUCAGAGGUGCACGGAGUCAACAUGGUCACCUAUAAGCUGUGGCACCUGGAUCCAGACACAGAGUACCACAUCAGCGUGCUGCUGACUCGACCGGGAGAGGGCGGAACCGGCCCUCCGGGACCUCCUCUCGUGAGCAGGACCAAGUGUGCAGAGCCCAUGCGUGCAUUACGGGGACUCGCCGCCACAGAUAUCCAGCCCAGGCAGUUGUCCCUGCAGUGGGAGAAUUUGGCGUUCAACCUGACACGCUGCCACACCUACUCAGUGUCCCUGUGCUACCGCUACACCAUGGCGGGAGGAGGCGGCGGCCACAACACCACCGUACGCGAGUGCCUUGCAGUGGAACACAAUGCCUCACGCUUCACGCUGCGUGAUCUGCCACCCUACCAUGCCAUCCAUGUCCGUCUGUCACUGGCAAAUCCAGAGGGGAAGAAAGAGGGCAGAGAGGUCACCUUUCAGACGGAGGAGGACAUUCCCGGAGGCAUCGCACCGGAGUCACUCACCUUCACCCCAUUGGAUGACAUGAUCUUCCUGAAGUGGGAGGAGCCUGUUGAGCCCAAUGGACUUAUUACCCAGUAUGAGAUCAGCUACCAGAGUAUCGAGUCAUCUGAUCCGAGCAUCAACGUCCCAGGACCCAGGAGAACCGUGUCAAAGCUCAAGAACGAAACCUACCACAUGUUCUCCAACCUCCACCCUGGAACAACUUACCUAAUCUCCGUCCGAGCACGUACGGCCAAGGGCUUUGGCCAGACGGCCCUCACUGAGAUCACCACUAACAUCUCUGCUCCCACCUUUGAUUACGGAGACAUGCCGUCUCCGCUGAGUGAGACAGAGAGCACAAUUACUGUCCUGCUGCGCCCCGCCCAAGGCAGAGGAGCACCUGUUAGCACAUACCAGGUAGUGGUCGAGGAAGAAACUGGGAAGAAAGUGAAACGGGAACUGGGGGUGCAGGAAUGCUUUCCGUUGCCCAUGUCACACGGGGAGGCCCAGGCCCGAGGGACGCCUCACUACUACACAGCCGAGCUGCCGCCCAGCAGUCUGCCAGAGGCCAGUCCCUUUACUGUGGGUGACAAUCACACGUAUAAUGGCUACUGGAAUAGCCCUUUGGACCCCCGCAAAAGCUACCUUGUCUACUUCCAGGCUAUGAGCAACUUCAGAGGGGAAUCUAGAAUAAACUGCAUCCGCAUUGCUCGCAAAGCGGCCUGUAAAGAUCAUCGCAAGGCUUUGGAGGUGUCGCAGCACUCCGAGGAGAUGGGGCUGAUCCUCGGUGUGUGCGCCGGAGGCUUGGUAGUGCUCAUCCUCCUGCUGGGCGCCGUCAUCGUCAUCAUCAAGAAAGGAAGGGACUACUACUCUUAUUAUCCGAAACCGGGGAACAUGAAUAAGACGCCAAUUACCUACCGCCAGGAGAAGAGCCAUAUGGGCUCAAUGGAGCGCAGUUUCACAGACCAGAGCACCCUGCAGGAGGAUGAAAGAAUGGCUCUUUCCUUCAUGGAUUCACACACUUGCGGCACACGAAGUGAUGCUCGAAGUUCAGUGAACGAGGCCAGCAGCCUGCUGGGAGGCUCCCCGAGGCACCAGUGUGGACGUAAAGGUUCCCCCUACCACACGGGACAGCUCCACCCUGCCGUCAGAGUGGCCGACCUCCUCCAGCACAUUAACCAGAUGAAGACCGCCGAGGGCUACGGCUUUAAACAGGAAUACGAGAGCUUCUUUGAUGGCUGGGACUGCACAAAGAAGAAAGACAAAACAAAAGGGAGGCAUGACACCUUGCUGGGAUAUGAUCGACACAGAGUGAAGCUCCACCCUCUGUUGGGAGACCCCAACUCAGACUACAUUAAUGCAAACUACAUUGACGGCUACCAUCGAUCCAACCACUUCAUCGCCACUCAGGGUCCUAAGCAGGAGACUCUCUAUGAUUUUUGGAGGAUGGUGUGGCAGGAAAAUUGCUUCAGCAUCGUCAUGAUCACUAAGCUGGUGGAGGUUGGCAGGGUGAAAUGCUGCAAAUAUUGGCCAGAGGACACCGAGAUGUAUGGUGACAUCAAAAUCACUCUACUUAAGACAGAGACACUCGCUGAAUACACAGUUCGCACCUUUGCUGUGGAGAGGAGAGGAUACUCGACCAAGCACGAGGUACGUCAGUUCCACUUCACAUCCUGGCCUGAACAUGGGGUGCCCUAUCACGCCACUGGAUUGUUGGCUUUUAUACGAAGGGUUAAAGCUUCUACGCCACCGGAUGCUGGCCCUGUUGUGGUUCACUGCAGUGCGGGGGCAGGUCGCACCGGCUGCUACAUUGUGCUGGAUGUCAUGUUGGACAUGGCCGAGUGUGAGGGCGUGGUGGAUAUCUACAACUGCGUCAAAACCCUCUGCUCUCGACGUAUCAACAUGAUUCAAACUGAGGAGCAGUAUAUCUUUAUCCAUGAUGCUAUUCUAGAGGCGUGUCUGUGUGGAGAGACGGCCAUCCUGGUGAAUGAGUUUGCUGUCACUUACAAAGAGAUGCUGCGAGUGGAUUCUCAGAGUAAUUCCUCGCAGCUUCGAGAGGAGUUUCAGACGCUGAACUCUGUGACUCCCCACCUGGAUGUGGAGGAGUGCAGCAUUGCUCUCUUACCCAGAAACCGAGAGAAGAACCGCAGCAUGGAUGUCCUCCCGCCUGAUCGCGCCCUUGCGUUCCUGGUCACGACAGAAGGGGAAAGUAACAAUUACAUCAAUGCUGCUCUCGCUGACAGCUUCCACCGGCAGGCUGCUUUCAUUGUGACCCCUCACCCUCUGCCGGGCACCACGGCCGAUUUUUGGCGGCUGGUUUUUGACUACGGCUGCACGGCAGUGGUCAUGCUCAACCAGCUAAAUCAGUCAAACUCUGCCUGGCCAUGUGUCCAGUACUGGCCGGAGCCUGGUUUACAGCAGUACGGGCCGAUGGAAGUGGAGUUCCUGUCUAUGUCAGCGGACGAGGACGUUAUAACUCGUCUAUUUCGAGUCAAGAACGUCACGAGGCUCCAAGAGGGCCAGCUGGUGAUGUGUCAGUUCCAGUUUCUGCGCUGGUCGGCAUAUCGCGACGUUCCAGACUCCAAGAAGGCUUUCCUCAACCUGCUGGCUCAAGUGCACAAGUGGCAAAGGGAGUGUGGAGAAGGACGCACAGUUGUGCACUGCCUCAAUGGUGGCGGCCGUAGCGGGACCUUCUGUGCCUGCAACAUCCUCAUCGAGAUGAUCCAGUAUCAGAACAUGGUAGACGUAUUCUAUGCUGUCAAAACUCUACGCAACUGCAAACCCAACAUGGUCGAGUCUCUGGACCAGUAUCGAUUUUGCUAUGACCUUGUCCUGGAGUACUUGGACUGCUUUGAAGGCAGAUAGCAACUAAACGUUUACGACAGCAGCAAAUUCCCACGCGCUGGAGACAGAGGUCACCCGGUGACCCCCCCUCUACUUUAAUGUUUGGACCUGUGAAGUUGGCUUUGAAAGGACUGUAGAGGAAGAAGAGGAAAGAAAAAAAACAUGGUCAAGGUUCUGACUUUUAACCUUUAAUGUACAGCUGUGAUUUCCUCCUUGUUGGUGAUGUUUAUCUCUUUUGAUAUUUUUUUUUUGUGCUUUUCUCGGUCCUAUUUGCCUCUUGGACUACAUCUUGUAUGUGCUAAGGGUUUCUGUAGCAGCAAAACAAUAUUUGGAGCUACAAAGUGGACCUGUCUCUUCUAAACAAGGGUCACCUUGGCUGUGUUUCAUCAUUUCAUUCGUACAAACCGAAGAGGCUGGAUCUAAUUCUGGAGUUACAGCAGCAUUAUUUAAACGUGGAAGAGCUACAUAAAAUAACGGUCCACUGUGCUCGUGGCAUGACUUAUCUACCAUACCAUAAACUGCCUUAUUCUCUAAUGAUAGGACAGAUUUAUUGAAACCACCAAAUAAAUCGAAAAGGUUUUCCACCUGAGGUAGAAAACAACAAGAGAUUUUAAGAGACCUACAUUGUAAAGCAGACCAGCCCAGUAUUCAACAGUAUUGAUGCAGAAACUGUACAGUAGUGCAAUGUGUUGUAUUUUGCCAUAAUGUUUGUGCUGGAUUACCAUGUGUGCUACAGGUGGGCGUUACUGGCAGUGAGCCUGGUGCCACCGAGGGAGAUUCCUGUCUCGUUACUGUCACGGUGCCAAUCCCACUGACUGACUUGAAUCCUUUACUUUGUUCUACUGCUUCAUCUUGAUAUAUGCCUACAAACAAACACUAUGUACUGCAUCAGCUAAUGUUCUUGCUCCGAAGUGAUUGUUUGUACUUUAUGCUCACCGGGGACAGCAAAAGGAGAGGAGGGGAAAGCUGUUUGAAACGCAUCGAGAUGCCACAGUGUUGGUGUGAAAAAUGAUGCGCCGUUGUGUCUGAACUGGUGCGGUCACACAGGUCUCAGUCUGCACCUCUUCUACUCAUUCGUUGUCCAAGACAUUUGGUUGUGCUGUAAAAAAAAAAAAAAAAAAAGUCAAAGAAAAGCUAAGCCUGUUUGAAUUUGUCCUAAACCUUUCAGGUAAGAGGGGGGCUCAUUUACACUUGAAGCCAGUUGUUGUUCCUGUUGGUGUAAAAUAAACAGAUUAAAAAGAAAACAGGGGGUAGGGGGCACUAAGAUUGAGUAGAUGGCGGGAAUGCUAUUUUGGGUCACUGCUCAUUGCCGGACAUAUUUUUUUAUGCAGAAAUGUGAUUUUAAAAAAGGAGUAAAAGUAAGAAGCUGUUGGCCACAUACCCUGCUGCUGACUUACCGCAGAGUUGAUGGAUAAACAAAAUCCACUCUUUUUCAGCUGUUGGCCAGAGCCUGGAGAGCACUGGAACUCUUUAUGCCUGAAUCAAUGUAAGAAGCAGUCAGGUUGGGAUGUGUGAUACACAUAAUGAUCAGAGACAACUUUGAAACAUGCUCUUGCAAAGACCCCAUUACACAAAGGAAGAGAUUUUGUUUUCUGUUUUUUUUUUUUUUUAUCGCUUUUGCUUUAUAGCCACAAAAAUAUCUCUAAUAAGCUCCAUUAUUAGCCUUUUAAAAUAUGUUAUACGCCAACACAUCUCCCGAGACUCCUUUAAGUAGAGGUUUUCAGGGAGGGUGGUAAAGGUAUCACUACAGGACCUACCCUAAUGAACAAGGAGAGACAGCUUGAAGCCUGCAGAAGCUGAGAAAGGCAACCCUGCUGCUAGUUUGCAGCUCACACUCUGGUUCAGGUGGGAUAACCAGAAUAUGUGAGCAAUCUAACAGUAUACAAACAUCACCAGACUCCCACAGAUUCUCAAAUAGAGCAGCUCGUUUGUGAUGAGGAGGAAGAAUGAGGUAGCUACAUUGUAGUCAGUGAUCUGGCAAAAGAUUGCUGAAGGAAGUGCCUGGACACUUUUUUUUUGUUAAGGGUGGAAGGAAUAUGUAUAUACAGAUGUAUAUUAUGUUAUGUGAAUAAUAUAUUAUAUGUUUGCCCAGAGUAAAGACGUAUAGUAAGUAACCACAACAUAACCAUAAAGCUGAAUGUUGCUGUAAAUGA
Messenger RNA from Oreochromis aureus, 6791 nucleotides. RefSeq names its product protein tyrosine phosphatase receptor type Ub (gene ptprub). Gene Ontology annotation, biological process: protein dephosphorylation. Bases 328 to 4659 code for a protein of 1443 amino acids. The transcript has 30 exons. Gene Ontology annotation, cellular component: membrane. Lineage: Eukaryota; Metazoa; Chordata; Actinopteri; Cichliformes; Cichlidae. Gene Ontology annotation, molecular function: protein tyrosine phosphatase activity; protein binding. The record is from RefSeq and is a predicted model, not a curated record.